UACUCUCUUCCAUGGCGUUGCCCAAUCAGCAAACUGUUGAUUACCCUAGUUUCAAGCUUGUUAUCGUCGGUGACGGUGGCACUGGAAAGACUACAUUCGUGAAGAGGCAUCUUACUGGUGAAUUUGAGAAGAAAUAUGAACCAACUAUUGGGGUGGAGGUUCAUCCAUUGGAUUUCUUCACAAACUGUGGAAAGAUUCGUUUCUACUGUUGGGACACUGCUGGACAAGAGAAGUUCGGCGGACUCAGAGACGGAUAUUAUAUCCAUGGGCAGUGUGCUAUUAUAAUGUUUGAUGUUACUGCCCGACUAACUUACAAGAAUGUACCUACCUGGCACCGUGAUCUUUGCCGGGUUUGUGAAAACAUCCCGAUUGUUCUUUGCGGUAACAAGGUUGAUGUGAAGAACAGACAAGUGAAGGCAAAGCAGGUUACAUUCCAUAGAAAGAAGAAUUUGCAGUACUAUGAAAUUUCAGCCAAGAGCAACUAUAACUUUGAGAAGCCUUUCCUGUAUCUUGCCCGGAAACUUGCAGGUGAUCCUAACUUGCACUUUGUUGAAUCUCCUGCCUUGGCUCCUCCAGAGGUUCAGAUCGAUUUAGUUGCACAACAACAGCAUGAGGCUGAGAUUGCCCAAGCUGCUAAUCAGCCCCUUCCUGAUGAUGAUGAUGAUGCAUUUGAGUAGAACCUGUGUGUGUGGUGACAAUCUUCUUGAGUGUAUGCUUACUGUUUGUUUUGGAGGUUGUAAUAUUCACCUUUUUGGAUGUGGAUUUGAGGAUCUAAAUUCAACCAGUAUGAAAUAUUUUACUUGAA
This is a messenger RNA of Cicer arietinum (chickpea), 805 nucleotides long. RefSeq names its product GTP-binding nuclear protein Ran-3-like. Gene Ontology annotation, molecular function: GTP binding; GTPase activity. The record is from RefSeq and is marked provisional. Gene Ontology annotation, cellular component: cytoplasm; nucleus. Gene Ontology annotation, biological process: ribosomal subunit export from nucleus; protein import into nucleus. Lineage: Eukaryota; Viridiplantae; Streptophyta; Magnoliopsida; Fabales; Fabaceae.